AUGGCAGGGGUCAGAAGUGGUGCAAGCGAAGUAAUAUCCAUCUGCGUGAUCGACUUUUUCACUGGAGAAGUUUUGGUCAAUUCUCUUGUCAAACCUCAUGAGCCCAUCAUCGAUUGGCGUACCAUAAUUCAUGGUAUAAGGCCGGCAACACUUGCUAUAGCUGUAUCCCAGGGACAAGUUCUCCGUGGAUGGCAAGCAGCACGGGAAGAGCUAUUCAAACAUAUUAACACAGAAACAAUCAUAGUCGGACAAUCUCUCCAGCAAGAUUUAAAAAGACUACGAGUGUCACAUGAAAAGAUUUUCGAUACUGCUAUUCUUACAGCGGAAGCCGUGUUUGGAACGGGUGCUCCUUUUGAGCGUCGAUGGAGUCUUCAAUCUCUUUGUGCAGAGUUGUUGCGGUUGCGUAUUCGACAGGAUUCCAACACUCACAAUGCUUCGGUAGACGCUUUGGCGGCGCGAGAGGUUGCCUUGUGGUGCUUAUGCCACCCUGAGAGGUUGGAGCAAUGGGCAGAGAGUGCACGCAGGGAGCACAGCUCGGAAAAGGCGAAGCGAGCUGAGCGCAAGCGAAAUAAACAGAGGAACAUGUAUUACUCAGCGCCAGUUCCUGACAAUGAGAGUGAGGAUUAUGGUUAUUAUCAUGAUUAUGGUGACGACGACGACGAGGUCCUUCAAUGGGAGGAUGUGAUAGACUGGGAAAUGUGGCCAAAGUCCCCCCCUCUUCUGAUUAGCAUUGCGAGAUAA
Fusarium proliferatum ET1 is the source of this 741-nucleotide messenger RNA. RefSeq lists its product as uncharacterized. The transcript has a single exon. Gene Ontology annotation, molecular function: exonuclease activity; nucleic acid binding. The record is from RefSeq and is a predicted model, not a curated record. Gene Ontology annotation, biological process: ribosomal large subunit assembly; rRNA processing. Gene Ontology annotation, cellular component: nucleus. Lineage: Eukaryota; Fungi; Ascomycota; Sordariomycetes; Hypocreales; Nectriaceae. Bases 1 to 741 code for a protein of 246 amino acids.